AUGUCGAUGGACGGUAUGUCAAUGGGCUCCAUGGGCCAUAUGAACAUGGGCGAUGGCGUACCGGAUCUUUUCUACCUCCAGAAAAUGUAUUGGGCUGUCGUAGGAAGCGCCAUUGGAGCCGGGGCCGUCGUGAACGGUUUAAAUCGCUUCCUUGCUUUUCAAAGACUUCGAGACUCGACGCUCACACCGUCAAAACCAAAGUCUCUGUUUUUCAACACGUAUGCCACCUUGACGGCAAUUACCCGCGAGGCAAGCUACGCGACGCUGCCUCCGUGGUCACUCGGGGGCCGCACGAUUCAUUUUGCGCCACUGGGCCCGCUAUUUAUAAUUCUGGCUAACCUCAUCGUCGUGCUGGUCUUCUGCUUUUACAAACUCGACACCUUCGACCAAUGGAAAUGGGAGGAUGUCGGCUACCGGACGGGGUUUGUCGCUAUCGCUCAACUGCCCUUGAUCUUCCUGCUGGCGGGAAGACAAAACAUCAUCGGAUUUCUGGUGGGCAUGAGCUAUGAAAGUCUGAACUGGUACCAUCGAUGGAUUUCCCGGACUCUCUGGCUCACGACAACGAUCCACAUGGGUUUCUGGUUUCGCAACUGGGGACGCUAUGAUUAUAUCACCUACCAGCUGAAGAAUGACCCUCUAUCUCAGCGAGGAUUUGCCGCCUGGAUCAUCCUCACCUUUAUCGUUCUUUCGUCCGCUGCACCAGUACGACGUUUGAGCUACGAAUUCUUCGUCCUUCAGCACCUGGUGACCUUUUGCGGAUUCAUCGCUGCCGUGUGGCUCCAUGCGCCCGAGGAAGUCAAGGUCUGGGUGUGGAUUCCUAUCGGAUUAUUGGUGUUUGACCGAGUCGUCCGUUACGUGUGGGCCACCUAUGCCAAUCUUUCCAUCUUCCAUCGAUCGAAGACAGAGAAUGGGCAUGCGCUUUGGGCCAACCGUGCGACCUUCACGCCCUUGCCCGGGAACGUCACUCGCAUUACGAUUGAGAACCCCGGAAUCCGAUGGAAGCCUGGCCAACAUGUUUUCCUGACUUGUCAUUCGGUCGUGCCAUUGCAAAGCCACCCCUUCACUAUCGCCUCCAUCCCCGAAGACAAGAAGAUGGAAUUCCUCGUCCGGGCUGAGAAAGGCGGCACCCGACGAUUCUUUCGUUACGCUUCCAAACACCACCAAAUCCUGGGCUCUACAGAUUCUAAGUCAGAAAAUCGGCCCCGCACCGUAUUUCUCGAUGGUCCAUAUGGUGCAAUCAGGCCUCUCCGCCAGUUCGACAGUGUUGUUUUGCUCGCGGGAGGCAUGGGAAUUACGUUCACGCUGCCAUUCCUACGCGAUCUCAUCGCCGGAUGGAAAACGGAGGGCGCCGAAUCUGCAACGAGGACUCGCUACGCCGUGACCAAGCGCAUUCGAUUCGUUUGGGUUAUCAAAUCACGGGCUCAGCUAAGCUGGUUCGAAACGCAGCUGCAGUCAUUGCUCGCCGAUGCCGAAAACUGCCAAUGUGCCCAGCCUGACCUGGUCCGGGAGCUUGACUUAAGCAUUUACGUGACUUGUGAUGAGAAGCUGGAGCCCCAGCCAGCGGUCGGACCAACGCAAUGCUCGCAGGUUCCGCCUGCACCCACAACCACCACCACCGUCAUAACCAAUGCUGAUUCAAAGGAGAAAUUCCCUGCUAGGACGGAGGAAAAGGACACCAUUUCGAUCAACUCAGUCUCGCAGUCCACGGACUCCGGCUGCCUCCCUGGAGGCGGAUGCUGCUGCACUACUGCCAUUGAGGACGAGGACGAGAUUACCGAGCACAAGUGCAGUUGCUCCGGACACGCUGCGCCGUCUGAGCCUAAACCUCAACCGUCAGGAAAGGACGAUGAGGUGGUGAACGAGGCAGAAAAGCCCAAGACAGAGGUCAAAUACAUUGAAUCCGACUCGAUACGAAACGCUCGGGAGCAUGAGCUGAACGUGUUGGCUGGCCGCCCACAGCCGCGCAAUAUCAUUCGCAAGGUCUUGGAGAAAGCUGAGGGCGAAAGCGCGGUGGUUGUCUGCGGGCCCCAGGGCCUUUCUGACGACGUUUGUCGCAGCGUCGUGUAUUUGAGUGACGAUCGGGCUGUGCAUAAGGGCACCGGAGCACAGGGCAUCUACAUGCAUGUUGAGAAGUUCGGAUGUCUCAGCAGAGGGUCUUCGUUCCGAUCAUCUAAAUCUUCCAAGAGGGGCGCAAGCCCUGGACCUGAAAUUGCCACGACCCCGCACAAACCCUCGCCAACCAACAACAGCGGCAAGAACGACCAGGAGUUCGAGAGUCUCUGGGAACGAGCAGAGCACACAAUCCUACAAAACGAACGGAAGGCCAAAAUAUGGCAAACAGCUCUCGAGAUCCUAGAGGCAGAGCUAGAACUCCCUUCAGAAUCGAAACUAGAGCCUAGCGGAACAGCAGCCCGCAAAAACCAACUACGGGGCUUGAUAGAGCAGAAAACCAAACAGAUCGAAAGCCGAAGAUGGAGUAUUCAGUCCGGUGAUCAUCGCGUUGAAGUACGCGAUCAGUUGAUGCAGAUCGUGAAGAAUAUCCUUAUGGUGAAGGAUAUUGUCAAUACGGCGGCCACAGCCAGUCCACCGGCAGCUAUUGCCUGCGCGGGGGUUACUGUUGUUCUCACGUUUUUCAUCCAGGCAGUGGACCAGCAUGCUAUCCUUCUCCAGGGCUUGGAGACAACCUCGGGCUUGAUCUGUCGGCUUCAUGUCACGGAAAGAUUAUACCGAGACCCAUCGAGCUCGGUAUCUUCUCAGUCGAUAAAUCAAGAGUUCAAGGCAGAGUUCGAAACAGCUCUGACGGAACUGUACGGUCAGAUCCUAGAAUUCCAAGCCCUGGCGCUGUGCUAUCUUCGGAAACCUCUGGUUGUACAGCUCUUUGGGAAUGCAUUCAAACAGGACGGCUGGAAGGCCUUGCUCGAAGAUUUAAAAAGCUCCGAGGAGAACGCAACCAAGUUUACAGGACUGAUUGAUUCUGCGAAGCUCAAGGAGAUCCAAGAUACGCAGAAGAAACAUCUAACUUGGCAGCAGGCAUCGGCGCGAGACGAGAAGGCGAAGAAAUUUUUAUUACUCCUCUAUGUCUGCCAGUAUAAAGACCGCAAAGAUCGGAAUAACGAACACGUUCCUGGUACAUGCGAAUGGUUUACUCACCAUCACCUUUUCGAGCACUGGAAUAGCAACCAGGGUGGCAGCUUGCUAUGGGUGUCUGCGGAUCCGGGCUGUGGGAAAUCAGUCCUAGCCAAAUAUCUAGUGGAUCAUUAUCUCCCAGCGAGGAACCGGACUGUUUGCUAUUUCUUUUUCAAGGACGACUUUUCAGAUCAAAAGACGGCUGCCAAUGCGAUGUGUUCAAUUCUUCGUCAGCUCUUCUUAGCUCAGCCACAGCUAUUAGACGACGCCAUCCUUGAUAUGGUUGAUAAGAACGGAGAACACUUCAUAGCGUCAUUUCCAGAUCUCUGGAUAACCUUCAUCAAAGUUUUGGAGAAUGCUGGGGAGGUUAUCUGCAUUCUCGAUGCCUUGGAUGAAUGCUUGCCUGGCGACAGAGAGGAGCUGCUGGACGCAGCCACAAAGCAUUACAUCAAAGAUUCUAAUGCGAAUUUGAAAUUCCUGAUGACUAGCAGGCCCUAUGAGCACAUACGGCGUAACUUUUACGAACUACAAAGUCGCCUCCCGACGAUUCAUUUGAAAGGCGAGGGCGAGGAAGAAGUCGAGCAAAUCUCUCAUGAAAUAGAUCUGGUAAUUCAGAAACGAGUCGAAAUAAUCAGUCAGCAACAGUCCCUUGAGGCUGGUGAACGGGAAUAUCUUCAACAUCAGCUAAUGGCGACUCCGAACCGCACCUACCUCUGGGUCGACCUCACGCUAGACGUGAUCAAGAACAUGGUUGGAUUCACCCGAGGUAAUGUGCGACGAGCAAUACAGCAAAUCCCAAAGAGCGUCGACGACGCAUACAACAAAAUGCUGGACCGCAUACCGCUUCAUCAAAGGGAAAAGCCAAUGAGCAUCUUGAAUAUUGUCACAGCUGCCAAAAGGCCGCUUACUGUGAAGGAGGUGGCCUUGGCUAUCGCGAUUACAAGCCUGGGAAAAGACGAACGAUCGUGCGAGAACAUCAUCGAAGAGUUGGAGCCAGAGACGCGGUUCCGACACACGAUCAGAGAUCUAUGCGGGCUCUUCGUGGUCAUCAUGGACUCGAGAGUCUUUCUGCUUCAUCAAACCGCAAAGGAGUUUCUAGUGCAGCCAAGUUCAUCCCGUGUUGCAGAGUCAUCAGAGCCAUUGCUUGACAGCACAUGGAAGCAUAUUCUACGACCACUGGAGUCUAACAGACUUCUAGCAGACAUAUGCAUUAGCUACUUACAUUCCUAUGUAAUGGACACUACUUUGAAAGGACUGCUCGAGUAUUCAAGCAACAACUGGAUGCUUCAUUUCAUUGACGCCGGGAUUCAGGAUGGAGAUCCAAUAGUGGAGGUGGCACUUCCACUCUGCGACACAGCAACGAGCUUGCAUAGAAUCUGGACUUCCGAGAACACAUGGUAUCGAUCUUCACUUUCCUGGCCGUCCAGCUCAAUCACCACGGCAUGUCGCUUUGGCAUUGAUGCAGUAGUCCAUCGUCUUGCAGAAGACCCAGGCACGGAUUUGAAUGUUGAAGGAGAAGGUGCUACCCCGCUCUGGUGGGCAGCACAACAGGGCCACAAUAAAGUCGUCAAAUACCUAUUGAAAACCGGGAAAGUCAAGAUAAACACGCAGAAAACAGGAAGCACUACUGCACUCUCUGUAGCGGCAAGCAAGGGCUACGAGGAGGUCGUGAAAACCCUCCUCGCAGCCCCAGACAUAGAUCUCGAUUCCCAGGACAAGAAAGGGCGCACGCCUCUAUCUCUAGCAGCUGAGAACGGACACGUGAAGAUCAUUGAACACCUUAUCGCUACUGCCAACGUCGACAUCAACAGCAAGGAUGGCGAUGGAUGGACUCCCCUGUCCUGGGCCGCGGGAAACGGCCACCUAGCAGCCCUCCAAGCCCUCCUCGCCGAUCCCCGAACCGAGGCUGACUCCAAGAGCGAAUGCCUCUGGACCCCUCUCGCAAAGGCCGCAGCCUACGGUCGCGAAGAUGUAGUCCAGACCCUUCUUGACUGCGGUCCUGAACGAGUCAACCCCGACUCGAGCGACGGUUACGGACGAACCCCUCUUUCUUGGGCUGCGAGGGGCGCCCACAGAUUAGUCGUCAAGUUACUUCUAAAGACUGGUCAGGUCGAUAUGAAUCGAAAAGACGGGGACGGGCGAGCGCCGUUGUCCCAUGCGGCGCAGAACUGCGACGAAGAGAUUGCGGAAAUGCUGUUGAGCGAGACGGCUGAUUUGAAAACUCCUGAUAAUUUGGGAAUGACACCUCUAGAUUGGGCUGUGCAUGACGUGUCGCAGAGAUCUGGGGUGAAGGAACAAAAUAAGAAGUCGUUGGUGAGGUUGCUUGAGAAUACCUUGCGGGUAAGGGCAGAUCAGGCGUGA
Aspergillus affinis is the source of this 5487-nucleotide messenger RNA. Its product is annotated as putative metalloreductase. Gene Ontology annotation, biological process: copper ion import; intracellular iron ion homeostasis; iron ion transport. Gene Ontology annotation, molecular function: protein binding; ferric-chelate reductase activity. Lineage: Eukaryota; Fungi; Ascomycota; Eurotiomycetes; Eurotiales; Aspergillaceae. The transcript is spliced from 4 exons. Gene Ontology annotation, cellular component: plasma membrane. Bases 1 to 5487 code for a protein of 1828 amino acids. The record is from RefSeq and is a predicted model, not a curated record.